Fusarium poae is the source of this 1248-nucleotide messenger RNA. RefSeq lists its product as uncharacterized. Gene Ontology annotation, biological process: regulation of transcription by RNA polymerase II. The transcript is spliced from 3 exons. The record is from RefSeq and is a predicted model, not a curated record. NCBI's taxonomy places the organism in Eukaryota, Fungi, Ascomycota, Sordariomycetes, Hypocreales, Nectriaceae. Bases 1 to 1248 code for a protein of 415 amino acids. Gene Ontology annotation, molecular function: DNA-binding transcription factor activity, RNA polymerase II-specific; protein binding; RNA polymerase II cis-regulatory region sequence-specific DNA binding.
AUGCCACCAUCGGCAAAGAGAGCCUCUAGGGCUCGUCGCGAACCGCGUAAAGCCGCGACUGCGACCACAGUUACUUCGCCAGUCGAUGUCGAAAUCGAAGAGUCCUCGCCCAGUCGUCCAGCAAAACGUCGCAAGAAGAUCCUAGAAGACGAAGAACCCCCCGCGCCCAACGAUGAUCAACUGGUAUCGCAAAUCACGCAGCACCUUCGUAGCCAAGAUGUGCAAGCCAGCAAAGAUCAUGCAAAUGUCAUUCACGAGGCCAAAGGCGACGGCGUCAAGGCCUAUGCCAAAGUUGCUGCACAAGAUUGGACAUUCUACAUCACCAAACUCAACGUCAAUAUAGGCCGAGCUCCCGAAACUUCGCACAACUCGCAGCCUGUUGGUUCAGAAGAGGACGAUUCACAUAUUCACAUCGAUCUGGGCCCCAGCAAGAUGGUAUCGCGCGAGCAUGCCACCAUCUCUUUCGAUUCCAAGGACGAGAAGUGGUUUCUUCGUGUCAAAGGUCGUAAUGGUGCCAAGGUGGAUAGCCAGCCCGUCAAGGCCGGCCAGUCGCACCCUCUCACAAGCGGCGAGGUUAUUGAGAUUGGAAAUGUCGAGAUGAUGUUCGUCCUACCUUCUGAAAUUACUCCUUUAACUGUUCACCCGGUCUAUCUACAACGCGCUGGCGUUAGCGUCCAUACCCCACAGUCCCGGGCAUCGCGCCGGCAGCCUCUCAUUGCGCCGGCACCUCCUGAAUAUAAGCGACCUGGAACACCCCCAUCAACUCAGAGUGCCAUCAAGUCACCAGCUACAAGUACACCGGCUGUCAUGGUUGGCGCCAAUGGUGUUGACCUGAGCCAGGAUGAGAACCAGCACAUUAAACCACAAUACAGCUAUGCUCAAAUGAUAACGCAGGCUAUUUUGAACGCGCCCGAUGGAAAGCUCAACUUGAACGGCAUCUACAACUACAUCAUGAACACGUAUGCGUACUAUCGUCAUCAACAAGCUGCUGGGUGGCAGAACUCGAUUAGGCACAAUCUCUCACUCAACAAGUCAUUUGACAAAGUUGCUAGGUCGACAGAUGAACCCGGAAAGGGUAUGAAGUGGCAGAUUGUACCUGAAGCCAGGGAGGAGAUGGUACGGAAUGCCUAUCGUGUUGGUCGCGGCGGUCACCGUGGAUCAUCCGCCCCCUCAUCUCCAAAUCAACUUGCCUACAUCACGCAUGGCCCAAGGGACAUGGCGUCGAGAGAACCCCCCGUCGGCUCGUAA